CUCUCUGUCUCUCCUGCAGUUGCUUAAAUGAGUAUGGAAGAUUAUGAUUUCCUCUUCAAAAUUGUUUUAAUUGGCAACGCCGGUGUGGGCAAGACCUGCUUAGUCCGUCGCUUCACUCAGGGACUUUUCCCACCGGGUCAAGGAGCCACAAUUGGAGUUGACUUUAUGAUCAAAACUGUGGAAAUAAAUGGUGAAAAAGUAAAGCUGCAGAUCUGGGACACAGCGGGACAAGAGCGAUUCCGAUCCAUCACGCAGAGUUACUAUCGCAGCGCUAACGCGUUGAUCUUGACCUAUGACAUCACCUGCGAAGAAUCCUUCCGGUGCCUCCCCGAGUGGCUGCGAGAGAUCGAGCAGUAUGCCAGCAACAAGGUCAUCACCGUGCUAGUGGGUAACAAGAUUGAUUUAGCUGACAGGAGGGAAGUCUCCCAGCAAAGAGCUGCAGAGUUUUCUGAAGCACAGGACAUGUACUACCUGGAAACCUCGGCGAAAGAGUCGGAUAAUGUGGAAAAACUCUUCCUGGACUUGGCCUGCCGGUUGAUCAGCGAGGCACGACAGAACACCCUUGUGAACAAUGUCUCAUCCCCCUUACCAGGAGAGGGGAAAAGUAUCAGCUACUUGACUUGCUGUAAUUUUAAUUAAAGAGCUGGCAUGUGAUUUCCCUUCCACCAUGGGCCGAGAGGAUUCUUUUUUCUUUUUUUCUGGGAUUUAUCUACUUGAAAGGAAUUCCUGCCACUUCAGCCCAUCUGAGUUAACCUGAGUCAGGUUGCAGACCUGGAAGCAUGGCAGGCUGAUGGCUGCAUGGCAACGUAGCAGAAUAAAACAUGGUUUAAAUCUCAUUUUUCUUGCAAUCUCCGGAGCAAGUUAGGAAGAGUUGCGCAAGUGCUUCAUGUAACGCAGAACAGGAGCUAUUGUGUUCCCUUCUAUGGGAGACUUGAGCAGCCUGUCU
Messenger RNA from Apaloderma vittatum (bar-tailed trogon), 946 nucleotides. RefSeq names its product RAB30, member RAS oncogene family (gene RAB30). Gene Ontology annotation, cellular component: trans-Golgi network. Gene Ontology annotation, biological process: Rab protein signal transduction. Gene Ontology annotation, molecular function: GTP binding; GTPase activity. Bases 28 to 639 code for a protein of 203 amino acids. The record is from RefSeq and is a predicted model, not a curated record. NCBI's taxonomy places the organism in Eukaryota, Metazoa, Chordata, Aves, Trogoniformes, Trogonidae. The transcript has 4 exons.